AGCAGGCGGAGAAGUAUCGAGGGAACAGCAAGGAAGAGGGCGGAUAGCACGCCUCACCUUUUCCGGGACGGGUUCUGCAGUACACCUCUCUCUCUCUCUUCAACACGCCGCAGUAUUGACGGCGUUCUCUUUUGGUGUUGUUAGUAUCCCUAUUGUGACUAUUAUUAUUUCCCAACGUUAGCCAGGACAAAUACACAUAUAUAUAUAUAUAUAUACUUACCUUCACAAUGUUGAGUCUCCUGCUGGAGCUUUUCGUCAGUGUCGUGCUGUGCGGCGCGCUCGUCUUCUUCGCCUUUCUCAACGCCCCUGUGGAAGCCGGCACCGGCAGCGACGACGAAGGCACCGCCAGCGCAGUCGACGGCGCCUACGAGCUCGCCCUUCUGCCGCCGCAGGACCUCCCGCUCUUCACGGUGCUCUCCAGGUACGUGGCGCUGGGCGAGGACACCGUGUGCGGCACCGCCUACCGCUGGCUGCUCAUGAGCGCACUGCACUACGCCGCGCGGGAGGUCUACAGCGACGAGCACCUGCGCGAGUGGGGCGGCAGCGGCGACGGCGUCGGGGAGACGGAAGUCGAGCGCGGUGCAAGUAGCGAGGAGAAGAGCAACAGCGGUAGUGGCAGUACGGUAGAGGUGGCAGCUCAGCAGCGUCGCUCGCGGAGGCGGCACCGUCGCGGCGGCCCGCCCACCUCCACCGCAGCCCCCAUGCCGCUGCGCUACGAGAGCGCGCACUGGGUCAAUGUCUUGCUGCGUUGGGCCGCCUUCCUCUCCCUCGGCGGGGGCACCGUGACGCCGGACGUGUGGACCGACCACCUGCUCUUUUACACGGAGCGGGGACUCGCGGCGGUGAACGACGGCUACGCCAAAAAGAUGCGAGUGCGGGCGGCACAGACGCGCGUGGUUGCCAGUCAACUGGCUGAUGCACAGCAGCAGCAAAGAGAGAGCUCGCCGCUGGCUUUUCAUGCGCCGCAGCAGCGCCUCCCGUCCUCCUCCGCCAACGCCGCUGCUGCCUCACCGUUUACCGCGUCCAAAUCGGUGGUGCGGGUGGAGUUGCUCGAGCUGGGCGCCGGGCUACUGGGCGGUCCUGCGCGGGAGGUGCGUCGUCCGCAGCUGAGCACCGGAGAUGGGCUCUUCCACGGAGUGGGCAGGGGACCCUCUGGAGGGCCGGACGCGUCUGGUCAGCCCGGAAGCUUUUCUCCGUCUCUCUCAGCCAGUCCUACAGCCACAGGAGGCGGGGUCGGUGCAGGUCCAUCAGCCGCCGCCGUGAACGCCAACAACCACGCUAAUGUUUGCGCCACGGGCAGCACCAACUCCAACAGCCCACCGCUGUCCAGUACCCACUCGACACCGACGCCGAACGCGCAACCGCCGCCGCUUCACACCUCCGCGGGUGUCCUUCUCUCCAGCUCCAUGGCGGGCAUCAGCAGCGCGCUUGCGGAUGUUGUGUCGUCCGCCACGACGGGAAAUGCAGGCAGCACGAACCGCAGCUCCGGGGUUGGUGGCGGCGAGGGUGGCGUUGGUGGGAGCGGCGGCGACUACGCCACUGCAUGUGGGAGUGGCACUGGGCUGACGAUGGCAGGUGCGGGGGCGCAGCUCGGGGUUGUCCUGCCGCGCGUGGAGGGCGAUGUGAUAUCUGUGGAGCAGCCCUACACCAGCGAGGCCACCGCCACCUUCUCCUCUGCUGCUGCUGCCGGGGCAGAGUCCUCUUCUACCAACGUGAAGGCCAACGCCAGUUCGAACAGCAGUCAUCGGUCACUGCCGCCUCCCCCGUUGACGCCGCUUCGCUGCUUCGCUGUUCCGCUGCUUUACGAGGACCAGCGCUUCCAUCUGCGCCUGGGCUGCUGCCUCCCGCUGGGCGCGCUGCUCCCGGUGUCGCUAUGCGUGCCGCCAGACGUCCUCACGCUCGACUGCGCCGUGGCCGUGCGCCGAGUCAUCUUCAACGGGCACCUCUACGCCGCCCUGCACGGGCCCCGCGUGGAGCUGAGCUUCCCGGUCGCGCCGCAGUUCACUGCCGUGGUGGAGGUGAUGCCGGACUACGCCGGUGGUCUCCGGGAGGCACACAUCGGCAACAGCAGUGGUGGGUCCUACAGUGGUCUCCGUAGUGGCGGUGGUGGGGGAAUGCCGCCACUGUCGUCCGUGGUGGGGGCAGCACGCACACUUGGCCACACCUUCACUGCCGUCAACACGACGCGUAACGAGACGACCGCCAUGCGAGAAGGCGGCGGCGGCGGUCUCCGCAGAAAGGAGCCGAGUCCGCCAGCCCGGCCACCGCUGCCACCCUUCACGCUGUACCCAACCGGCUGUCACCUGAACAGUGGCGGCUGUGGUCUACACGCGACGACGACGACGACGGCGCCAACGACCGGCACGUCGAGCAUCAACGAACGGAACGAGAAUGUGCAGGAGGUGGUGCUGCUGGCGGUGCGACGGCUUAUUCAGUCCCUCACCUAUCCCAAUGUGCUGGCAGGUGAGCUCGUGUGUGCACCAGGAGGUUAUGGGAAUGACGAUAAUGGUGGUGGUGAUGGCAGCCCUGCGGGCAGUGCGCUGUCGAUGCGGUGGAAGCGCACCUCGGCGAGUCUGCCGCUACGCAUGUGA
Messenger RNA from Leptomonas pyrrhocoris, 2591 nucleotides. RefSeq lists its product as hypothetical. NCBI's taxonomy places the organism in Eukaryota, Euglenozoa, Kinetoplastea, Trypanosomatida, Trypanosomatidae. Bases 228 to 2591 code for a protein of 787 amino acids. The record is from RefSeq and is a predicted model, not a curated record. The transcript has a single exon.